Molecule: messenger RNA, 825 nt
Organism: Glycine soja
Lineage: Eukaryota; Viridiplantae; Streptophyta; Magnoliopsida; Fabales; Fabaceae
Product: AMSH-like ubiquitin thioesterase 2
Exons: 6
Coding region: 211-825 (204 amino acids)
Biological process (GO): protein K63-linked deubiquitination
Cellular component (GO): membrane; endosome
Molecular function (GO): protein binding; metallopeptidase activity
Source: RefSeq, a predicted model, not a curated record
UGCAGGUGCAUCUCAGCAAACUAAAUCGUUCAUCUCCGUUGAUAAAAGAAAAACCUCACUAUAUAUAUAUCAAAGUAACAAAUAUGGAUCCUUUUCCUUAGUUUCAUCUAAUAUACUUAGUACAGAAACAAACUAACAGAUUUUUUGGCCAAAACCAAGAAAGAGGGGGAAUCUAUAUGAAAGAAAAUAUUGAUAUUGAUCAUCUUUAGCAUGUGCAGCAUGAGUGUCGAUGAUGAUGGCGAGGACACAUCCGGGAUUUCAUCGUUCCCAUUGGGAAUUUUGAGUAACUCAGUGCAUCAAGAUUCACAAAGUUCUCACGUUACAGCUUUUAAUUCAGGUCAUGGAUCCUCAAAGUUGGACAACGAGUCAACCUCGUCUAACACCAUACGGGAUGUUCAUAUUUCAAUGCGGUUAAUGGAGGACUUUCUUGAUCUUGCUAAAGAAAAUACAGGAAAGGAUUUGGAAACUUGUGGUAUACGUGGUGCCUAUCUUGAGAAGGGAACCCUCUACAUGACUACCCUGAUCAUACCAAAGCAGGAAUCAGCUUCCUAUUCUUGUCAAGCUACAAAUGAGGAGGAAGUUUUCAAAAUUCUAAAUGAAAGAUCCCUUUAUCCUGAGGGAUGGAUCCAUACACAUCCUUCUCAAAGUUGUUUCAUGUCAUCUGUGGAUCUGCACACUCAAUAUUCAUAUCAGAUGAUGAUUCCUGAGGCAUUUGCCAUUGUCUUGGCGCCAAAUGAUACCUCAAGGUCUACCUACUGUCUCUUGUUCUACAAUAUGGACGAUUUCUCACCAAUUCUUCUAGUUAUUGUUGUGCUUAAAAACUAA